Trematomus bernacchii (emerald rockcod) is the source of this 1951-nucleotide messenger RNA. It is a transcript of the gene slc35g2b, whose product is annotated as solute carrier family 35 member G2b. Lineage: Eukaryota; Metazoa; Chordata; Actinopteri; Perciformes; Nototheniidae. The record is from RefSeq and is a predicted model, not a curated record. Gene Ontology annotation, cellular component: membrane. The transcript has 2 exons. The coding region runs from base 219 to 1469 and encodes 416 amino acids.
AUCAUCAUCGCCCUCAGCAACAGCAGUUUCAAGCAGCAGCAGCAGCAGCAGCGUCGAGAACAAAUAAGCAUCUCCAGGAGGGAAGAUGGGGAAAUGGCACUUGAGCAAAUGUAAGGAUCAAGAACGAGGUGUUCAUAUAUGAGACAAACCCGGGUUCAUGCUUCAUUAGGAACUAUUCAGAUAUCAAAAAGGUUACCCGCUCUGACGCGUAAGGAAACAUGGAUGGAUCUUCAUCCUCGCUGCAGUAUGGAUCCAAAAAGCGUGUUAAGAUCCACCCCAACACGGUGACGGUCAAAUACGCCACACACUUCCCCCAGCCCGGCGACGAGGGCUACGAUGACGCGCCGUCUUUUGAGGAGUUUGGCGCCUUCGCGGAGGCUAACACGGGAAAGAAACUGGUGUCGGAGAGCAAAGGUAGCAGGACUUUGUUUGGCACCAUGGAGACCCAGCCCAAGCAGCCAAGUGUGCAAAGAGACAAGGGGGUCGGGGGCCAGCUGGCGAGCUUCGGGGAGGCGAAUGUGUUGGCCUCCAGAGUGACCUGGAUGGCUCUGUUCGGGGCAGCGGUGGCUCACGGCUGCGUGGCUCUGAUCACUCGUCUAGCAGCCGACCGCUCCAAAGUGCCCUCCCUGGAGCUGCUCUUCAUCCGCUCCGUGAUCCAGUUGCUCUCCAUCCUGGUGGUCUUCUACUACCACGAGGCGCCCUUUGGCCCUAAGGGCUACCGGUUGCGACUCUUCUUCUACGGUGUGUGCAAUGUAAUCUCAAUCACCUGCGCCUACACCUCCUUCGCGAUAGUACCGCCCAGUAACGGCACCAUCAUGUGGCGGGCCUCCACCACGGUGUUCAGCGCCAUCCUGGCCUUCCUGCUGCUGGACGAGAGGCUGGGCUACACCGAUGUGGUCACGGUGGUGGGCAGCGUGUUCGGCCUGUGCCUGGUCAUGGUGCCCAACGUGGCGGGCGAGGAGAAGUCCAGGCUGAGCUUCUGGAAGGAGGCAUUUGGCUACACAAUGACAGUGGUGGCCGGCCUGACCGCUGCCCUCUCCAUGAUCGUCUACAGAUCCAUCAAGGAGCGCGUGAGCAUGUGGACGGCGCUCUUUACCUUCGGCUGGACGGGCACGGUGUGGGGAGCCUCCACUAUGUUCGUCAUGCAGGAGCCAAUCAUUCCUCUGGACGGGGAGACCUGGGGCUACUUAAUUGGGAUCUGUAUCUGCUCCACCGUGGCGUUCCUCGGAGUCUACUAUGCUCUAAACAAGUUUCAUCCAGCCUUAGUGAGCACGGUGCAGCACCUGGAGUUCGUGGUGGCCAUGUUCCUCCAGCUCAUCGUCCUGAGGAUGGUGCCGACCGUCUAUGACGUGAUGGGAGCGCUGGUGGUCAUGGUCAGUGUGUUCACCCUCACGGGGCUCAAGCUGUACCGCGUGAGCCGGGCCGUGCGGCAGGAUUACCAAGAGAUCCUGGACUCGCCCAUCAAAUGAGAUGUCAGUCUGUUUGUUUACAAUGUUGCUUGGUUGUGCAAUUUAAAGAAUGUCUGGAUCUUCAUCUGAUGAUUUUUGUAUUGUUGUGUUGUCGGAAGGGUGCCAGUUUGUGUGUAAUGUCUUAAUAUUUGUGUGUGAAAUAAAAGACAAAUGUGAUAUGGUGACUAUGUCCCCCUGAUAGUACUGCUUUAAUGUCAAAGUGUCCAAAAUGUGAGCAAAAACUAAUUAAUUUUUGUGAUUUAUUUUUGCUCUGACAUUUAAAAACACAUUAAAUCUGGUCUUGUGAGUGGCAGUAUAAGAUGAACAUUGUAAUGGUAUGCACCUUCUUUAAAAAAACAUCACCAAGGUGCCGUGUAUCCCUCUGUUGUCAACUUGUCACACUGCCACGGUUGUCACGUUGUAUAAAUGUCAGCCCAGAAAUGAUUCAUACUACAUACAAAGAAUGAAAGAAUAAAAAUAAAUACCACCCACGUUUCAUAAAA